This is a messenger RNA of Histoplasma mississippiense, 1668 nucleotides long. RefSeq lists its product with no specific name. The record is from RefSeq and is a predicted model, not a curated record. Gene Ontology annotation, molecular function: ubiquitin binding. The transcript is spliced from 4 exons. The coding region runs from base 1 to 1668 and encodes 555 amino acids. NCBI's taxonomy places the organism in Eukaryota, Fungi, Ascomycota, Eurotiomycetes, Onygenales, Ajellomycetaceae.
AUGGGCGGCGUCCGCAACAACAGGCCUGGCCCGUUCGGGGAUGCCCAGAAAGCAAGGGCUGCUGUGUACUCAAACCCGCCAGAGUUGAUUUCAGUGGGCUUAGAAAAUGAAUACUGCCCUCCGCUGGAUCCCGCACUUUUCGUGGCUAUAGCAAGCGAUUAUAACCUUCUCAACGACGGUAGCGUUCGGCAACUACGCGACACUCUAGAUGCGCUGAAAGCUUCAGCUGAUGAGCAAGAGAAUGCUACAUUCGACCCUUCUGGCAAAAGCGGCCGGGAUUUCGUAGCGGGGGAUCAUGACGAGUUCGCGUCAGAGGAAGAUGGAUCACAUCCAACAAAAAACUCUUUGACAUCGACUCUUGAGCCUAUCGAAUCUGUUUUCUCUGUGUUCAGUUUGGAGGAGAACCUGGAGCCCACUCGUUCUGGAUUGACUUUCGAGGGUAAGAGGGCGUAUUUAAUGGAUAUGUUUCCGUCAAUUGACCAAUACACAAUUGUUCAUACUUUGAGAAAAUGUGGCGAGGAUAUUGACCGCUCGAUGGAUGUUUUGCUCAACCUGGCGUUUUUUGAAAACCAAAGCACUGAUGAUCAGGAAGACAAAGUGUCAAUACCGAAGGGAAUAGAUGGGUUCGAAGUCGAUAUCCACUCAAGAGAACGUAAGUGGGCGAAAAGUAAGCGGUCUGUAAAAAGGCAAGGAUCGCUUCCUCCGUCGAUUGCAUCAUCUGCUGUAACACAACAUGAAACCAAUAGGGUGGAAAAUGUAUGGGAGAAUAGCAGAAGAGAUGUCAACUUUAUCUGUUCCAGAACGUACCUCUCGCCCAAGUUCGUUACUUCUGCCUACCAUACAAACGGAGCAUCCCUCCCAAACACAUUGCACUCCCUUGCGUCUGCGGAGGCGGAGCGACACGCAAAUUCCAUGAUGGAUAAGUCAAUCACAGUCACGCAAAUAGCAGAACUGAAGCAGGAGUUCCAUAAAGUUUCCUCCGAGAAGCUUGCCGGAUUGCUUCUACUAGCCAGGAACUCAACCUCAGCAGCCAGUGAGCUUGCAACCGUGAUGACAACCGCUGCACCACCUCCGACAGAAAUCGUCCAAAUACAACAAGCACCUGUGGAUCUCAGUGAAUUUCCAUCUCAGACUCAGAAUUCCCGGUCACGGACACGAGAGCAGCCCCACGACCACCUCACCAGCAGAGCGAUAGCAGACUCGCACAUCAUCGCAGGCCACAGCGCUUUUGCCAAGGCCAAUUCAGCCUAUCGCCGCGCCAAAUCAGAUCGCCUCAUGGGUGGUGCCGCUGGGUACUACUCCGCGGUGGGUCGUGAACGUGUGGAAAAAGCCAAAAGGGAAGCCGCAGCUGCGGCAAAGGCACUCGUAGAGUUGCAGUCCAACAGCACGUUGCUGGACCUGCACGGCGUUAGCGUACAACAUGCCGUUGACAUCGCGAAGAAGAAGGUUGAUGCCUGGUGGUAUUCACUUGGUGAUACCAAAUAUGCUCCUGGCGGCUGGGGUCCCGUGCAGCAGGGCUAUCGCAUCAUCACGGGCCUCGGUCGCCAUUCAAAGAACGGCACUGCGAGACUGGGUCCAGCGGUUGCGCGGGCUUUGGCUAAUGAAGGAUGGAAGGUCGAGGUUGGCGAGGGAUCCUUGACGAUUACGGGAAUGGCUAAACGUCGAUGA